Molecule: messenger RNA, 1356 nt
Organism: Loa loa (African eye worm)
Lineage: Eukaryota; Metazoa; Nematoda; Chromadorea; Rhabditida; Onchocercidae
Exons: 11
Coding region: 1-1356 (451 amino acids)
Molecular function (GO): protein binding
Source: RefSeq, a predicted model, not a curated record
AUGACAGAAGCGACAAAGAUUGACAAAUCUAUUGUCGCAUACUGCAAUGAAGAAAAAUCAUGGUUGCAUGUUCAUCAUGAUGAAGAUAUUCUUCCAAAUUAUUUCGAAAAUAGCAUUGGUCUGGAUGAAUUUGGCGAUGUGGAAUUUAGCAGUAUUCAAUUUCAACAUAAUUUCCGACUUCAUCGAAAAAGCAUACAGGCUGUAAUUGAAGUAGGCAGUUCGUUGCAAUCUUUCGUCCCGAUGAUUGUCUAUCACCGGCAUGUUUGGUGGAAUUACGGCUACAAAUUAACGCUUGAAAAAAAUGAAUGUUUCUCAUUGCUGUUGAGAAGUCUUGGACCUACAGCAAAUCCGGGGAAAAAAGCGCCACGAGGAGCAUUUGGCAAUAAUUCACCAAACAAUCAAAAGCCACCACCUGCAUCUAAUGUCCGUGUUACUCUUGGUGUGAAAAAAAACGGAAUUUUAGAAGCAAUUAUUGAAGAAGAACUGGUCGAAAGUCCUCAUGGUACUGGUUUCAUCUGCUGUAAUCUGAUAAACCGAUCAAUUUUACACGAACUGAUCGAGAAUCAUGAAUUUAUUGUUUUACAUAUUUCGAUGAAUAUUCAUAAGAAUUACUUUAAUAUUGAAGAGCUUAUUGAAUCUUCUGUUACACUACCCAUAAAGACAUCGAUGAAUCCUGAAAAUUAUGAUUUGCUAGAAGCAGUGCUGGCAUGUGAGCCAAAUCGCGAUUCAGAUUUUGUUUUUACAAGAGGAAGUGGUGCGAACAAUGAUGCAACGUCUUAUCAUGUCCAUCAGAACAUUCUUAAACGACGGUCAUUCAUGCUAGAAGGUAUUCUAAGACAGAAAUACUCACUUCCAACUGACCAACUACUCGUGAUCGAUGCUGAAGAUCGUAUUAUUUUUCCAUACUUAACGGAUAAUGACAUGAAAUUUUUGCUCACUUAUUUGUAUACGGGUGAAAUAAUGUUGCCGAAAUUUGAUGGUUUCGCAAGAGUAGGUCGUGUUCUGUCGCUGUUGAUUGAUCGUGAGCAAUUAAUCAAUAUUUUUAUGCAAUGGCAGAAAUUGAUUGUUCAAAAUCUUCUUCAAAUCGAAAAGAAGAAUAACAACGAUCUUAUUGUUGAAGAGAGUUUCAAAGCACUGAUAUCAGUGUUCAGUGCACCGUAUGGAGCAUUACCGUACGCGAAGAGAAUGGCACUUUCCUUACUUGCUGAUCAGAUAACGAAAAGCAAUGAAACUUUGGCAGAAAAAUAUGAUAAACAGUCGCAGUAUGGUCGGUAUCAGGUUGGACAUUUCAUGGAAACUGCACUGAAGCUGAAACGUUUCAUUACUUCGGUCAAGAAAAUACCUCAUCCUCUUUAA